UAAUAUCUGUUAUAGUACGAUUAACGGCAGCAGUAAGUAAACUUCCAAUAGCGUAGCAAUUAACAAUUAAAAAAAUGUAAAGCAUUUUAUUUUUAAGAUAUAAAAUAUUGCGGAAAGAGUCAAGCCAGGUUUACGGAGGGGCGUUCUCUGUGUCCGGCUUCACAGUGUGUAUCUAUGGGAAUCCACCACCAGCAGCGACACAAACACACACAGCAGGCGAGGUAGUCACCGUAGCACUACAAUCCAGUGCGUACUUUAAAAAAAUCAUGUCGAGUAGCGUGUUUUUAUUCACGACCUGACAACUCCAGUCUGCUGUUUACUAAGUAGUCUCGGUUAUAGUAUAUGAUAGUGGUUUAUGAGCCCGGUAGCCGUACAGUAACGCACUGAAUGGCGAAGAGAAGAGCGAGACGCGACUCCAGCAGCCCAACAAGAUGAUGCGACGUCAAAUCUGCGGCUAAAUAAACGUGUAACGUUACUACUGAAUAAAACACUAUAGUGGCGAUAUUGAUCGACCUCUUACUGAACACGGCUAACGUUAGUUAGCAGGCUAGCUGGGUUUAAAUCAGGUGAAACUGAAAGGGUGUUGUUGUUGUUAGCUGGGCCAGAUCGUCACGUUGUUUUACUCCGGCUUAUUUUAAGAUCGCCGGCGGGUAGUUGGGAUCUUUUUUAACAGACAAAAUGGCAACGGGCUCCAGUUACCAUUCCGGAGGGAGUGGAUCUAGAAACGGACCGUCAUUCGCAUCACCGUCGUCUUCCUCGUCUGGAGUGCCGGGACAGGCUCAGCCGAUGGCGGUGGUUUGGGAAUGGCAGGAUGAUCUGGGCUUCUGGAGGCCUUACACCGGACAGGUGAGCAGCUACAUCGAGCAGUGUCUCCAGCAGCAGAGAGGAGCCGGGCCCAACAGCAGCAGCAGCAGCAUCUGUCUGGCACAGGUAGACCCCAGCCUGUCUGCGUACAUCAUCGACAUCCCCAACCUCAAACAGUUCAGACAGGACACGGGAAAGAUGCGUGCUGUGCGGCGAUCCCUGUUCCCGCAGUCCUCUGCCCUGGGCAGUGGGGUUCUUUGGGAGUGGGCCAAUGAUGAAGGAGGGUGGACGGCAUAUGAGAUCCGAACCUCAAUUAUGCUGGAGAACAGCUACCAGGCAAGGCAGGCCACGGCUGACCUGAGCCCACACGGCUACAACUACAUUGUGGACCUCACUGCUUUACAGCAAGUCAACAAGGCCACCAGCUACAGACGACAUGUCAGGCGGCAAGGCAGCGUGCCAUAUCCUCUCGCCUCCGGUUCGGUUAUUCACUCGGGCCCGGCCUGUUCCUGUCACCAAUGUUUGAGCAAUAGCAGCGCCGCCGGACCCAUGCUGGGCCGGUCACGGCAUUCCUUCACCGCGGGGCAGGCCAACCGGCCCAGCCUCCAGACCCAACAUGGACGACUUCCUGGAACCAGCUCUUCUUCAGCCUACUCGCCCUACCCCAGAAGACCUCUCUCGAUGGGAAACUUGUUAUGGAACGGCCCGUGGAGCACCCCCACCUCUGUGGCUCAUUCUUCAGGACCGCCACAGGCUUUUGGUCACCAUUCAAAUGGCUUAAGCAUCCCAACCGUCCCUCUACACAUGAACGGAUCCAGUAGUGUGAACUCUGCUCUGGCAGGCAUGGCUUCCAUUUUGAUGUCAGCUGCAGGACUGGGAGUUCGCUUCUUGACCGCCCCCUUCUCCCAGAGUGGCUCCAGCAGGCCCACCAAUGGCCAGCCCAGCUCCGUUAAGAGGGCAAAGAGACAGUCCAGGACAGCACCAGCUCAGAAACCAGAAGAAGUCAUUAAGAAAUACAUGGAGGAAGUGCCUGGGGUCCCAGAUGAGGACUGUAUUAUCUGUAUGGAGCGCCUGUCCUGCCCGUCUGGUUAUGAGGUCCCAGCUGAGUGCUCUCAGUCUCUUCAGCCCAACACCGUGGGCAAACUCACAAAAUGUGGUCACACUUUUCACAUGCUCUGCAUGCUGGCCAUGUACAACAAUGGAACCAAGGAUGGGAGUCUUCAGUGUCCCUCAUGUAAGACAAUCUACGGAGAGAAGACCGGUACCCAACCAAAGGGGAAGAUGGAGAUUUACAGUAUCCCUCAGUCUUUGCCUGGACACCCAGACUGCGGCACAAUACAAAUCAUUUACAACAUCCCGCCCGGAAUACAGGGUCCUGAGCACCCAAACCCAGGGCAGCCGUAUACGUGCAGAGGAUUCCCUCGCUUCUGUUUCCUUCCUGACAAUGACAAAGGAAGAAAGGUGCUGGAGCUGCUGAAAGUGGCGUGGACACGGCGCCUCAUCUUCACCGUGGGCACUUCCAGCACCACAGGGGAGCCGGACACCGUCAUAUGGAACGAGAUCCACCACAAGACGGAGAUGAUGUCCAACGUCUCCGGCCACGGCUACCCCGACCCCAACUAUCUGGACAAUGUGCUCUCAGAACUGGCGUCACAGGGCGUGACGGAGGACUGCCUGAAAUGAGACCCUCAGUGCCAGGGGGCUCAAGGUUCAGCCAUGUGAACCAGACCGUCCCAUCUACUGUAGAUCUAAUAAAACCUGAUGAAAAGGGAAGACUAGAGUUACGCUGUUGGUUGGAUGUAUGUAUGAGAAUGUAGUUGAAUGCAGCGUUCCUCAUCCAUUUCCACUCUUCGGCUGAGUCUAGAAUAUUAACGCACACGUAGGGUCACUGGCUUCGUGGUCAUCUUUACUUUCCCCGUAUUGUAAGGCAGCUACAGAUGGUUCUGCGGGAAUGGCUCGGUUUAAUGUUUCAGAUUGGUGCCCAAAUCUCAUGCCUGGAGGAAACUUGCCAAUUUAGGCAUCCAUCUAAACACGUGAUUCAUCAUAGGGGCUAUGAUGUCCUUCCUGACGUACUACAUUACAGUAGAUCAUCUGCGACUAUUAUCAUUGUACUAUUGCUGGGAAUCAAGCAUAUGUUAUUUCUUUAAAAGCAGUACGAAAACAGUAAAAAUUGCACAUCAAUGUAAGUCAUAAAUCUUUACUAGUACGUUGAAAUGUACUGCUACAGAAAUGAAAGGCACUUUUAAAGAAUUUGCAGCUGUUGAUUCGUUUUUGUCAGAUUUGGUGAUGGUGUUCAUUUGCUGCUAUUACUUUCCUUGGUUUUUUUUUUUGUUUGUUUUUUUAACAAUCAUGAGGGACUUAAAGGUAUAGUCCAUACAGAAAUGUAAAUUGUCAUAAUUUACUCACACUCAUGUUGUUCUAAACUUGUAUGAUUUGCCUUUUACUUAGAAAGGAAGAAGAUGUUUCUGUUACCAUUGACUUACAGGACAAAAGUUGCAAUGAAAUGUAUUUUGGUAUCCAGCAUUCUACAAAAUAUCUUUUGUGUUCCACAGAAGAAAGAAAUUCAUGCAAGUUCGGAACGACAUGAGAGUGAGUCAGUGAUGGCAGAAUUUUCAUUUUUGCAUCAACUGACACUUUAAUUUUCGUCUCAAUUCCACGUAAUCCGUUUCUAUUGCAAUGAGCCCCCUUUUCUUUUGAAUAUACGUUCAUUUUAUCUAUUUAAAAAUGCAAGACUUUCAACAGCUUAGCAUCACUAUGUAAUGUUGUUAAAAAAAAUUCAAUGCUUAUUUAAUUGUAGUCUGGAUCCUGAAAAUAGGUGUAAAAUAAUGCAGUUCCACAGCGUUAUCAUUGAGUUGCAGUAUUAGAUAGUGCCACAGAGACAAUCAGCAGUGUUUAAGAUACAGUUCAUUACCACUGCGGGUCUGGAGACAUUCAUUCAUCAUCUCAUAUUCCACAAUAUGGGAUAUUUGGUUUUACAAUGUAUGCAACUGUAUAUAUAAAUAUAUAUUCGACUUCUAAUCAGCAAUAAACAUUACACAAUAUAA
Cyprinus carpio (common carp) is the source of this 3848-nucleotide messenger RNA. Its product is annotated as putative E3 ubiquitin-protein ligase DTX2. Gene Ontology annotation, molecular function: ubiquitin protein ligase activity; zinc ion binding. Gene Ontology annotation, biological process: protein ubiquitination; Notch signaling pathway. The record is from RefSeq and is a predicted model, not a curated record. Gene Ontology annotation, cellular component: nucleoplasm. Lineage: Eukaryota; Metazoa; Chordata; Actinopteri; Cypriniformes; Cyprinidae.